AUGUCGUCCCAUGGAUACUACUACAGCUCGGGGUUCACGAGUGAGAGUGAAAUUGAUAGUCCUCCCAAGAACCCGGGGUUGGGGUGGAACCACUUUGCAUGUGGCCUCGAACGUUCGAGUGAAGAUAAGUUGGACAUGGGGAUGUUGAAGAUGGUGCAGCUACUGCUGCUGGCGGCGGAGAUGGUUGAUAAGAAGGAUGGCGAGAAUGGCGAGGAGACGGAGGAAGAAGAGAAAGAGGAAGAGAAGAAAGAGGAGGAUGGCGAGGAGACGGAAGAGGAGAAAGAGGAGGAUGGUGAGGAGACAAAGGAAGAGGAGGAAAAAGAGGAAGAAGAGGACGAGGGGUAUCUCGGGGGUGACGAAGACGACAAUAGGCCGCCGAGCGGAAAGGCCAAGAGGUCACGCUCGGAAGCCUCAUUCUCGACCUCGGCUUCGAGCUCCAAGCAGCAGAGAAUCGAUUCCGAAUCGGGCCCGCAUGCGAGCGCAGAGCAGGUGGAUCGUUUUCACCUCCUGCUCCGUGCGGCGGAGUCAAAGCGGUAUAUGCAGUGA
Molecule: messenger RNA, 546 nt
Organism: Tricharina praecox
Lineage: Eukaryota; Fungi; Ascomycota; Pezizomycetes; Pezizales; Pyronemataceae
Exons: 1
Coding region: 1-546 (181 amino acids)
Source: RefSeq, a predicted model, not a curated record